Messenger RNA from Tribolium castaneum (red flour beetle), 2139 nucleotides. RefSeq names its product Nicastrin (gene Nct). Gene Ontology annotation, biological process: protein processing; Notch receptor processing. Gene Ontology annotation, cellular component: plasma membrane. The transcript is spliced from 6 exons. The record is from RefSeq and is a predicted model, not a curated record. The coding region runs from base 65 to 2095 and encodes 676 amino acids. Lineage: Eukaryota; Metazoa; Arthropoda; Insecta; Coleoptera; Tenebrionidae.
AGCAUGACAACUUGUGUUGACACUUCGGUAAAAUGACAUAAAAAUAUUAUUCAUCGCCAAAAUCAUGGAUUUUAAUAAAAAAACUACACUUUUCCGUUUAAUUAUCAUAAGCAGCGUCUUGAUGAUUGGAAAUGGAAUCCGAACAAAAGACAAGAUGUACGAGAACAUUGACGCGUCCAAGGCCUGUUUCCGGCGCCUAAACGCGACGCACCAAAUCGGCUGCACUUCCGAGCGUGGUGGCUCCACCGGAGCCAUCCACUUCUGCGCCUCGCAAAGCGACCUGGACUUCAUCAUCAAGAACGGGACGGCGCCCCCUUACGUCCCCAUCAUCCCCACCAACCUAUUCACCUCCGAAAACAUCGCACGUUUGAAAAAAACGCCAAAAAUCUCCGGCCUUCUGGUCUACCCCAGCGAAUCGCCCCUCCAACACUUCACCCACGAGCAGCAGUGCCCCAACCCCGCGUCCAGCCUCCCCGGGAGCUGCAAAGCGACCAACGUCUGGAACCCCCACGGCACGGGGCUCCUCUACCACGAUAUACCAUUCCCGGUGUUUUACGUCGAAAGUGUCGAGAGUCUCACUUUUGCGAAAGAAUGUUUCGAAAAAUACAACAAUUUCUCGUUCGGGGGGCAACGGGACAGGUCUUUAUGCUCCCUACAGUUGCUUUCGUUCAUGUACGCGGCCACCAACAGCUCGACUUGUAUCAGGCGCUCGAACGCGUUCACUAACUUAAACCCGGUGCGGUUUUGCGACCCGUUGGGCGACCAGAACGUGUGGGCCGCCCUGUACCCCCUUGUCAAGGGGGCCAACUUAACCGAACCGAACCGCAACGCCAAGUAUAUCAUUGUGGGGGCGCGCCUGGACACCACCUCGAUGUUUGAUAAGACAGCAGGGGCGGUGUCGCCAGUUACGGGGCUCGUUGCACUUUUAGCCACCGCAAAAUUACUCAAAGAAAUGACGACUAACGAUAAUAAUUAUGAAAAAAAUGUGCUUUUUGUGAUUUUUAACGGGGAGACGUACGAUUAUAUCGGGUCGCAACGUUUUGUUUACGAGCUUUUGAGGGGGAAAUUCCCGGCCAAGUCGGGGGAUUACCUGCCUGAGAUUACGAUCGAUGAUAUUGAUUUGUUUGUGGAGUUGAGUCAAUUAAACUGGACUGAAACUGUGGUGGCGCAUUAUUUAAAUAAACCGAGUGAUUUUCUCUUGAAAUUGUAUGCCAACAAAGGGGGGCUCAAUUUGGACGAGGCGAGCGAUGGGUUGCCCCCCGGGUCGCUCCACACGUUCCUCAAGAACCGGACCGAACUCCCCAGUUUAAUUCUAACCGAUCAUAGAAACGGUUAUUUGAAUAAUUUUUAUAAUUCGAUCUACGAUAACGCGACGAAUUUGAAUUACGUUUAUUUGAAUUUGAGCAAAAGUAGUGAUAGUGUUGUCGGUGAUAAUAUUCAGAAACAUAUUCAAAACGUGUCGACAAUGCUCGCCAAAAGUCUGUACAGUGAGAUUACUUCAAAGUCGUAUUUUGGUGAAAAAAUCGCCGAUUUGCAGUUUAUAGAUGAGUUGUUUUAUUGUUAUCUUGAGGAUUCGAAUUGUCGGGUGCACCAAGCGAUUCAGAAAUUGGAGUUGAGGCAACAACCGCUUUCGUUGUACAUUGGGGUGGAGUUGGCCCCGCAUUUUAUUACAACGUUGGUGGGGUUGACUUUGGGGUGGGUUACGGGGGAUGUGGUGGGGGAGGGCAAUGCCAAUUGUACCAACGAACCCAAAAACUAUGCUUUGCGUUACUACAACAUGUCUCAGAGUCUCGAUGAUCUCAAUACGACCCUGUGCUACCGCAUCACGAUGAAUUUCACUGAAGCCGUAAGCCCGGCUUUUAUAAUCGAUGGUUACGAUUGGUCUUCGGGCCAGUACAGUACUUGGACCGAAUCGACUUGGGGCGACAUUAAGUUACGAAUUUUCCUCAAACCGUCCGCCGCCCACGAAAACAUGACCAUUGCAAUCGGGUCGAUCGUUUUUAUUUUCUCAUUAAUUUUCGUCUACUUCGUAAAAUCAAGAUCACACAUUUUAUUCGCCCCACAACUACCAACACUAGCUCCGACUAAUUGUUAAUUGUGAUAUAACUUAUUCUUUUUUUUAAUAAAUAAUUACAAGCU